This is a messenger RNA of Phanerochaete carnosa HHB-10118-sp, 1254 nucleotides long. RefSeq lists its product as uncharacterized. The record is from RefSeq and is a predicted model, not a curated record. The transcript has 4 exons. NCBI's taxonomy places the organism in Eukaryota, Fungi, Basidiomycota, Agaricomycetes, Polyporales, Phanerochaetaceae. Gene Ontology annotation, cellular component: THO complex part of transcription export complex. Bases 64 to 1137 code for a protein of 357 amino acids. Gene Ontology annotation, biological process: mRNA processing.
UGAGCUCGAACUUGUAUUCGUAUCUGGUCUCAUUUGCACAUUUUGCAGACCGAGUUCAAAAGCAUGGCAGAAACACUGGAGACGCAUUCACAACCUGGAACUUCGCCACAGUCGGUCGUCAUCCCCCCUAUGACCAUGCAGCAGGAAGACAGUAUCAUUCAUACGCGCUUAACCAACGACGAGAAGGCACUGCGGAGGGUCACCAAGAAGUUUCACAGCUAUACGUCGGUGGCAUACGACCCUGUGGUCCCGCCGUCACCUUCGACCGCAGGCUCGGUAGACGAUGCAAGAGAGGCUUUCCUCGUGGAACUCGCAUCUUUUCACUUGUCGCUUAAGAAGAGCCUUAUGGUGUGCGAGGCGGAGGCGAGGCAGGUUGAGGAGUACCAGAGAGAGAAGGAGCGCAUCGAACACCAACGUGUCUUGUUGAGAGACCAGCUUGAGGAACUAAAGCAGGCUCUGGAGCAUGCACAGGUGCAGCGAAGACGAAAGAUGGAGUACGACGUGAUUGCAGAGAAGAUUCAUACCAUCCCAAGCCGAGAAGAGCUUGAGCAGACGAUCAACUCGCUCGAGAGUGAUAUGGCAGCCAUACGCGCAGAGCACGAAGAGCAAACACGCGUAUUGCGAGCACAGCAGUCCGCGUUGGACGAUGUGAUAUCCCACAUCCGGGACUUACGUCUUCUCGCCAACCCGGACAUCGAUGCUAUAGAGCAAGCUCAGCGCGGCUCACCCGCCCCAGAAACGCAGCCUAGCGAAGAUACUGAUGUGCCUUCAGAGCCGCGGACAAGAGAGGAGACAGGCGAGAUCCAGGAAACGCCUGAAUCUGACAAAGAUACGCAGGCUGGCGGAGCCUCCUCGUCGAAGUUUCUGAACCCAUCCGCACAGCCCUUCGUUCCUGGCGCGACUACAUCGCGCAUAGCGACUCCACAGACGGCUGCACCAACGCCAACACCUUCAGUAGACCCGAGGGCCGAGGAGCAAGAGGAAGGAGAGGCAGACGACGACGUAGAGAUGGGAGAACUUGCAGAGGAACCUGGAGAGAGACCGGUAACGAAGAAAAAAGUUAGAGAGGAGCUGGAAGAGGGCGAGGCCAGCGAUUCUGACCUCGAUAGCGAGCUGACGCAGCUCUCGGAUGACUGACAGUGUUUCUGUUCUUACUACUAUUCAUCUUACGCGUUUUGUAUGAUAUCUACACUCCCUCUCGCCUCAAUCUUGUGUGUCUGCCUUGUUCUGUCUUCCGAGCCGCCUCACUCCGAC